Messenger RNA from Melitaea cinxia (Glanville fritillary), 2158 nucleotides. It is a transcript of the gene tos, whose product is annotated as exonuclease 1. Bases 1 to 2040 code for a protein of 679 amino acids. The transcript is spliced from 11 exons. Gene Ontology annotation, molecular function: DNA binding; 5'-flap endonuclease activity; metal ion binding. Gene Ontology annotation, biological process: mismatch repair; DNA recombination. NCBI's taxonomy places the organism in Eukaryota, Metazoa, Arthropoda, Insecta, Lepidoptera, Nymphalidae. Gene Ontology annotation, cellular component: nucleus. The record is from RefSeq and is a predicted model, not a curated record.
AUGGGUAUUACAGGUUUAAUACCUUUCCUUGAGAAGGCUUCAAGUAAUAUAAAUGUUAGUGAAUUCAGUGGGUCCACAGUUGCUAUAGACACUUAUUGUUGGCUUCAUAAAGGCGCUUUUGCCUGUGCUGAUAAGUUAGUCCGAGGAGAAGAUACUGAUGUGCAUAUCAAAUAUUGCUUAAAGUAUGUGACAAUGUUGCUAUCGAAGAAUAUUAAACCUAUUUUGGUGUUUGAUGGACGUCAUCUACCUGCUAAAGCUAUGACUGAAUCUAAAAGGAGAGAGUCUAGGCAUACAUCUAAGAAACGGGCUGCCGAAUUAUUAAGCUUAGGAAAGAUAGAAGAGGCAAGAUCGUUUAUACGACGUAGUGUGGAUAUCACUCAUGAAAUGGCACUAGCUUUAAUAAAAGAAUGUAGAAAACGUAAUGUGGAUUGUAUAGUAGCACCUUAUGAAGCCGACGCUCAACUAGCAUAUCUCAAUAUUAAGAAUUACGCACAAUUAGUUAUCAGUGAAGAUUCAGACUUAAUAUUGUUUGGAUGUACAAAGGUUUUAUUCAAAAUGGAUCUUGAUGGAACUGGAAAGUUAGUAGAAACAGCUAAAUUACCUCUAGUCAUGAAGUGUCCAAUAGAGAAUUAUACAUUUGAUAAAUUCAGAAGGAUGUGUAUAAUGUCCGGUUGUGAUUAUCUUGCUUCCUUGCCAGGUAUUGGAUUAGCGAAAGCAAGGCUAUUUGUGACGGUUACACAAGAUCCAAACUUUGCUAAUGCCUUAAAGAAGCUACCGGGCUUCUUCAACAAAGCAAACUUAACUGUGACAGAUGAGUACAGAGAGAAUUUCUUAAAAGCAGAAGCAACAUUCAAACAUCAAUAUGUUUAUGAUCCUAUCGAGAGGAAAAUGAUAAGGCUGACGGAACCUGAUGAUGAAGACACAGAAACAGCAUUGUGUGUGAACGCGGGUGAGUUAUUAGAACCCAAGACUGCAUAUCAAUUAGCUUUAGGUAAUUUAGAUCCGUUUACAUUGAAGAAACUGGAUGAUUGGGACCCCGACCAUUGUACCAUUGACGUGAAUGAUAGAAUAAAAACAAAUAGUUGGAAAGAAAAUGGUGUAUCUAAUCACCCCAGUAUAUGGAAUACGAAUUAUCGGGAAUAUUUAAAUAAUUCCAGUCCUUGGGCUAAGAAGGUUAAAAAGCAAGAAAGUAUAAUCUCGACAAAGACGAGGGCUCGAAAGAAAGUUGUUAAUUUGGUACCAAAAUAUGUGCCUGAGACACAGGAUCAGAGUUUAUCUAUCGAAGCAUUGAGCAACAUGUACUGUGUAGAACCAGCAAAUAAAAAACAGAAAAUUGACUGCGAUAACGAAACGCAAUAUACCGAAUACAGUCAAAACGAACAUGAUAUAGCGAUAAUAGAUGAUGAAGAUGUAUUUCAAACAAAUAACAAAAAAUCGCCAAUAUUGGAAAACAAACGCAGAUCAUUCAAGAAAUGUCUCAGAGCAAAUAGUUAUUCAGUAUUAAAGAAAUUAAGUAAUUUCCCGAGAACAGUGAUAGACGUUGACGAGAAUGUUAUUGAAAGUAAAUUUUUUAAUUCAAACAAAAAUCAGAUGAAAAGUGACAUUUGUCUGAUUGAAGAAUCACCUGAAAAAAAUAAUUUUAAAUCUCAUGACGAUGCUGAAAUAAUGGAAUGUUCAGAGAGAUCUGAUUCAUUAAAAGAUUCUUGUAGUCCUGUAAACUCUGAGACGAGUUCUGUUAUAAAAUGUAGUCCUCAAUCUAGGAAUCCUUUUAAAAUUAACAUAGACACUCAAGUCUCUACAGACACUGGUUUUAAUGAAGAUAUGAGUGAAACAGAAUUGAAUGGAAUUCCUGAUUCGCAGAUGUCAGAAGAAUGUUCUCCACCCAAGUCAUUAUCCCAGCUAACUCCGACUAAGUCAAGAAGUAAUAGUUUAAAAAAAUCAACAAGUCGCAUUGGACUCAAGAAAACACAACUACCAAAAAAUCAACCCACCUUGCUGAGUAAUUUCGGUUUUCAGAAAAAGCCAGUAUUGAAGAAAUGAAGAUUUAAAUAACGAUUAAUUUUUAUGAUAAGUGAUACAAGAUUUUAGUUUGUUUGUAAAUGUAUAAUGGUUUUAAGUUUGACGUGUAAUUUGUAUCCAUUAAAAAAUAUAAAAAAUA